AUGUCGACCGAUAGCACGCAGGCAGCAGCGCCUAGUUCCCUCUGUGUCCCAAAUAUUGAUAAGCCCCUUCCUCCACGCCCGGACUCGAGCCUGUCGCACAGGGGGCCACCCACCCCCGACCUCUAUGGAAGUUGCGAAUCCGACGAGUCGGUGAAGUCGGAAUCGCCACCAUGGACGCCGGCGGCGGCACAACAACUCGCGCUAUGUGGCGACUCUGAGGCCGAAUCUAAACGCAGUUCAAUCAGCUCGCUGGUACUCGAAGAUUCGGACUUGAAGCUUCGUGAACCUGUGCAGCUCGCAGUUGAAGGCAUUACGCACCACCAUCCCCUCGCCCGCGAUGCGGUGUCAUACAUACAGUCGUACUCUGAUAUAUCUCUCCAAAGUGACUAUUACACCCACGAACUGCUGAGCCAGUUGAAACUUGAAGAGUCUCCAACAUUUCACAACCUUCGCGACCUCUUCGUCAUGUACCCCAACGAAGCAUUAGAGAUACUUGAUUUGGGCUGCGGUCGUGGUCUGUGGGCCGUAGAGACAGCAGCUGGAUGGAAAGACGUUCACAUUACCGCGUUUGACAUCGUCGAUCUCGGUAGACCGGCUCGCGAGUGGAUGUCUCCUCCUGUCGCUGCGCGCAUCACUUGGAAGCAGGGCAACUUCCUUACAGACAGGUUGCCAUUCAAUGAUGCGGCUUUCCACUUCGUUCGUAUGUCAUGUCUAUCGUCCGCCAUCCCACUGGGAUGCUGGCCCCCUCUUCUCAAGGAGAUAAAGCGGAUACUCAUGCCAGGUGGUCGGCUCGAACUCAUCGACGACGAGAUCCUCUUUCCGGAGGUUCAGCCACCACCUCCAGAUAUCCCUUCUCAGCAUACUCCGAACGUCAGGCAGCGCUCGAUUGGUAGCCUCUUUGACGACACCGAAGACGACACGGACGACGCUGGAUACGGCGUGACGUCGCCUCAGAUAACUAGGCCCGCCUUUAGCCGCUCUCCUACGUCGCCCAACUUCAAGUCUCCUAAAUCAGGGAGACUCACUUUGCAGCGUUCACCAGCCUCGUACUCUGGAGGCCGUAGACAUGCUCUGAAUCACGCAGUCGCAGGCAUCAGUGACGAGCUUGGCUUUGACCCCUGGGAGUUCCACGGUCCGCCUCCUUUGACCUUUAAAGAACGAGCGACGAACGCGAAGGACAUGGAGACUAUCUUCUUGCGCAUACUUAAGGAGAACAAGAUCUAUCCCCAUCCGCACAAAUUCCUGAAGGAGAUGCUGGUCGAAGUCUUCGGAGAACACAAGGCUAACUGCACGCAUCAUUUUGAGAUUGUCUUGCCCACUACCGAUGCCAUCUUUGAGCAGUCGUUGCUGCAGCCUGUGGCGCAAAGCAGCCUCCAUCCCGGCACCCAAUCGCAAACGCCGCAGAAGGACAGCCCUAGUAUCGACGAACGAUCGACCACGCGCCCGACAGGAACCCUUCCAAAGGCUAUGCGCGUUCUUGGCGAGACCGUGCCGUGGGUCACAAGCCCUCUCAUCAAAGAAACCUUCGCGAAGUCUCAGAGAUAUCAGCCGCCGGGAUUCGUCGUUCUUCCGAACAACGUGUUCGUGCCGUGCGAGCCGGAAGUGCUCGAGAUGCAUGCUUGCAAGAAUGUGCAUCUCGUUCUGUCCAGCAAGCAGGCACUGUCACAUUCCAUUCGCGAGCAGUACGCGAGGCACGGAGGACCUACUGUGUCCGAGGAUGAGUUCGACCACCUAAUGCUCCUCUACGAUGAGUUCAAACGUACUCGUCUGGGCUGGCCAAACCGCGCCUUUGGUACAGACGAGGAAGAUGUGCCUCCACAACUGACUUCCGCCACUAAACAGAAAUUCGGCCCCCACGGCACCAUCUUUAGUCGACGCCGUGCCCAGUCGACUGCACAGCCCCGUCCGUGGGCUUCGAUGCACGCCUUGCUCAGACCGCUCGCCAGCCACGAACUGCUGCCCGUACGGACCAUACGAGUCUUUCAGGGGAUCAAGCCAAACAAGAGCGUCCCUACGUUGGUGCCGCUGCCCGCCUUCAAGAAGGCUCCGGACACUCCAAGUGUCUGA
This is a messenger RNA of Phanerochaete carnosa HHB-10118-sp, 2067 nucleotides long. RefSeq lists its product as uncharacterized. The transcript has 4 exons. The coding region runs from base 1 to 2067 and encodes 688 amino acids. Gene Ontology annotation, molecular function: methyltransferase activity. The record is from RefSeq and is a predicted model, not a curated record. NCBI's taxonomy places the organism in Eukaryota, Fungi, Basidiomycota, Agaricomycetes, Polyporales, Phanerochaetaceae.